UAUAUCACAAAUCGUCUCGCACGAGUCAGUUGCAAAUUGACUCGUUAAGAGCGUGUGUCAGUGACCAAUGCACAAACUUUUAAGUCUUAAAUAAUCCGAAAGAAACAACUUUAUAUACUUUAAUGCAUUUUCAUCUAUAAAUAUGGAUUCUCAAGUUAGUGUUGUAAUUAUUGCGUUUUUAUGUAUAUUGGGGACAAAUGCCGAUACCCCGUGUGCAGCUCGCCCUAUCGCCGGCAAGUCGGUGGUGUGCGUGUGCAACGCCACCUACUGUGAUACUGUCAACAGGGAGACUCCUGCCCCGGGGAAGUAUGUUCUAUAUGUCAGCUCACAGAGCGGGCUUAGAUUCAACAAAAGUAGCGACUUUUUGAAACCUUUGAAUAAAACUGAAGUAGAAUGCAGUACAGCCACUCUUCUAUUGCACCCGGAGACGACAUACCAGACUAUCGAGGGGUUCGGGGGAGCCGCCACAGACGCCGCCGGCAUCAACUGGAGGAAUCUGUCCGAACCGCUGCAGAAGAGACUUAUUGAUUCGUACUUUAGCGACACCGGUCUGCAGUACAGCAUGAUCCGGGUUCCCAUCGGUGGGACUGACUUCUCUACGCAUGCGUAUGCUUAUAAUGAACUGCCGAUUAACGAUACUAAGCUGACAAACUUCUCACUUUCCUAUGAAGAUUAUCAAUAUAAGAUACCAAUGAUAAAGGCGAGCAUGCAAGCGUCCAGCACCCCCAUCCACGUGAUAGCUACGACCUGGUCUCCGCCGCCCUGGAUGAAGACCAACAACGCGUACACGGGCUACAGCCGCCUCAAGCCUGAGUACUACCAGACAUACGCCGAUUAUUAUUACAAGUUUAUAGAGAAGUACACAGGCGCGGGCAUCCCGAUCUGGGGCAUCACCACCACGAACGAGCCGACAAGCGGACUCAUCGGGUUCUGCAACUCCAUCAACUGUCUCGGCUGGACGGCAGCCAAUAUGGGUAACUGGAUUGUUAAUAAUUUGGGUCCGACAAUACGUAACUCCACGUUCAAGGAUCUUAAGAUAUUGAUAGGGGACGAUCAGAGGCUAACCAUUCCGUACUGGACUAAUUUGAUGGUGGUAGAGAAUCCUAAAGUGUUGUCCUACGUGGACGGUGUAGCGGUGCACUACUAUACCGACUUCAUAGCACCAGCGUCGAUACUCACGGAGGUCUCGAAGUUCUAUCCUGACAAAUUCAUAAUCGCUACUGAGGGGUGCGAAGGCACAUUUUGGAAAGAGCAGCAUCAUGUAGAUUUAGGCUCGUGGUUACGAGCUAAGAAGUACAUCACUGACAUUAUUAUUGAUAUGAACCACAACCUAGUAGGCUGGAUAGAUUGGAACAUGUGUUUGAACAUCCACGGAGGUCCGACAUACAUUGGGAACUUCGCAGACUCGCCCAUCAUCGUGUUUCCCGAGACAGGAACUUUCGUGAAGCAGCCAAUGUUCUACGCCAUGGGACACUUCUCCAAGUUCGUGCCGCGAGGGUCGCGCAGGAUCAAAGUGACGCACAAGUGCCGAUGGGGAAAGUCAGUUUGGAAUGUGGCUUUUAUAACCCCAAGCAAUACUGUAGUUGUGGUGCUUUAUAAUGACGGUAAAGCAGGAACAGUGAACUUACAAUUGGGAGACAAGCAAGCUGUGAUCGCAAUGGAAGCGCACUCGGCUGCGACCAUCGAGAUACCUUAUGAACAGUGAUAGGAUACGGUGAGAACAUACAUAGUUUAUGUAUAUUUUUUAGACUUUAGAGUGCUUAACAUAGUUACGUAGUUUUCUUACAUAGUUGUACACAUUGAAGUGAAGCUAAAAAAAGCAUGUUAAAUAUAGAACAAGCUAACAAAUUUUUUAGGCACACAAAAUAAAAUAAGCUGUCGAUUAGAUUUUAUAUCAUAUUUAUAGUGAAGUGAAGUGACAAAAUAAAAAAGCCUAUUUGUUCCUAUGGUCACCUUCUAGUGUAAUUAUCAGACUGUCAAGAAAAUACUCGAUUAUUUAAUUAAAUACCUAGGUAUUUAGGUAAUAGUGUUGUAAAUAGUUAGUUGUCGAAUCUAAAUCAUAUUACUUUACUUUGUUUUUUUUUUUUAAGUUUUUAAGAUGUUCUAAUAAAGAACCGAUGGUAAUUUAAUAAAAAUGAGUUUAAUUACUAAA
Molecule: messenger RNA, 2152 nt
Organism: Trichoplusia ni (cabbage looper)
Lineage: Eukaryota; Metazoa; Arthropoda; Insecta; Lepidoptera; Noctuidae
Product: glucosylceramidase-like
Exons: 12
Coding region: 143-1705 (520 amino acids)
Biological process (GO): glucosylceramide catabolic process
Molecular function (GO): glucosylceramidase activity
Source: RefSeq, a predicted model, not a curated record